AUGGCCACUGCUCCUGCGGUUACCAAGCUUCGCCAGCUCUUGGAGGAUGAGAGCAAGAUUAUCGUCUGUCCGGGCGUCUACGAUGGCUUUACCGCCCGAAUCGCCCUGCAGGAAGGGUUCGAUGCAUUGUACAUGACAGGAGCAGGCACCACGGCCUCGCGACUGGGGCAACCGGACCUGGGGGUUGUCACGCUGAACGAAAUGCGAGGGAAUGCUGAAAUGAUCGCCAACCUGGACCCGACAGUGCCGUUGAUUGCUGACGCUGACACGGGCUUCGGAGGAUCCCUCAUGGUCCACCGCACUGUCACCGAAUACAUCCGCGCCGGAGUCGCCGCCCUGCACCUGGAAGACCAGCCCACCAGCAAACGCUGCGGUCACUUGCGCAACAAGCAGCUCGUCCCCGAGGACGAGUAUUUGGACCGCAUCCAAGCCGCCGUGAAUGCUCGCGCCCGGUCCCAUGGCGAUAUUGUUCUGAUAGCUCGGACGGAUGCCCUCCAGUCGCUAGGCUAUGAGGCGGCCAUUUCCCGACUCAAGGGAGCCAUCGCCCUGGGGGCAGACGUGGCCUUCCUAGAAGGCAUCACGUCGACGGACCAAGCUCGACAGGUCUGUGAAGAGCUCAAGCCCACCCCCGUUCUCUUCAAUAACGUUCCUGGGGGUGUAUCCCCAGAUCUCUCGGUUCAGCAGGCGCAGGAGCUCGGAUUCCGGCUGAUCAUCUUCCCUGGGUUGGCAUUGGGAGCAGUCUACUCGGCGGUUCGUGGGGCGGUACAGCAGUUGAAGGAAACGGGCACGCAGGCUGUGCAACCGGGGGUAAGUCCGCGGGACUUGUUCAAUGUGGUGGGAUUGCAGGAGGCAGUGGCGCUGGAUUUGGCAUCGGGCGGGAGGUUAUAUGACAAGGGGGUUUGA
Messenger RNA from Aspergillus niger, 903 nucleotides. RefSeq lists its product as uncharacterized. Gene Ontology annotation, molecular function: catalytic activity. The record is from RefSeq and is a predicted model, not a curated record. The transcript is spliced from 3 exons. NCBI's taxonomy places the organism in Eukaryota, Fungi, Ascomycota, Eurotiomycetes, Eurotiales, Aspergillaceae. Bases 1 to 903 code for a protein of 300 amino acids.